AUGAUAGAUAAAUUUGAAAAAUCUAUAUCGCUCUUAAUGGCUCACGAGCGUUCGAUAACAAAAAUUCGUUACAAUCGUAAGGGCGAUCUAUUAUUUUCAUCGGGAAAAGAUCGAGCCCCAUCUGUUUGGUACUCUAUUAAUGGUGAACGCUUGGGUUCUUAUAAUGGCCAUACUGGUACUGUGUGGUGUAUCGAUGUCAAUUGGGAUACAACCUCUUUCGUAUCAGCUGCAGGUGAUAGUACCAUGAAAUUGUGGGAUGUUCAAACUGGUCAACUGAAAACAAAUUAUACGCAUGAAGUACCAUGUAGAAUAUGUGCAUUCAGCUACGAUAGAACUCUAGUAUUGUAUUCGAGUGAUGAAUCAAUGGGAAGACCAUGUGAAUUAUUUGUGGUUGAUCUGAAAGAGGGACCAAGUAAACGUAUUAAUGUUUCAUUGCGUCACCAUAGAAAAGUGACGGGUAGUUUAUGGGGUACAUUCGAUGAAUUUAUUGUAACUGGUCAUGAAAAUGGAGAAUUAGUUCAGUGGAAUAUGAAAGCUGGAGAAGAAGCACGAAUAGAACAGCCACAUACAUUACAGAUAAUGGAUUUACAAACAGACAAAGAUUUAACAUUAGAAAUAUUAAUGCAUUUAAAAACAUAUGUAACGAAAAGACCAAUCAAUUCAGCUGCCAUAUCGCCAAUAAGAGAUCAUGUAAGUAGACGAGGUCAAGAAGCAAUCGAAGUAACACAAACAUUAGCACAAACUGGUAAAUUUGAAGCAAGAUUUUUUCAUUUGAUAUUCGAAGAAGAAUUUGCACGUGGGAAAGGUCAUUUUGGUCCGAUUAAUAAUUCAUUAGCAUUUCAUCCAGAUGGUAAAAGAUGUGUAGUGCUAGUUGAAAUGUUCUAUGCAAGCGGGGGUGAAGAUGGUUUUGUCAGAUUACAAUAUUUUGAUCCCGAUUAUUUGGAGUAUCAUUUAGCCUAUUGA
Messenger RNA from Didymodactylos carnosus, 963 nucleotides. The record is from the annotation of a GenBank genome assembly. Lineage: Eukaryota; Metazoa; Rotifera; Eurotatoria; Philodinida; Philodinidae.